UUUGGAAUCUCGUAAACGAUUAUAUUAAAAAAGAAGGGUCUAUCAUUGUCGCGACUAUCUCGUGUAAAGAUGAAAUUGAUAACCAGGAGAUAGUUUCUCUUGCAAAGAUGGUGGAUCCGUCAGGGCUUCGUACGCUUGGUGUUCUUACCAAGCCUGACAUGAUUGAGCAAAAUACCCACGAACCUUGGUUAAAAAUCAUGAAAGGCGAAGCCCAUAAACUUUCAUUAGGAUAUUAUGUCAUUAAAAAUCCAAACAAAAAACGGUUAAUGGAAAACAUCACUUUCGAGGAAGCUAGAGAAGAAGAAAUCGCUUUCUUCGAAAAUGAAACGCCAUGGAGAGAUAAUUAUGAAAUUAACGAACGCAUUGGCGUCAAGAAAUUACAAUCGAAACUUUCAGAUCUCUUAAUUAAAGCUAUCAUGAAUGAUCUCCCGAUAAUCAAUAAAGAGAUCCAAGAAAAGCUAUCGAAAGUGCGAGAGGAAUUGGAGAAUAUUCCAGAGCCACUUGGCGAAAACUCGAAAAUGGAACUAUAUUCUAUGAUUAAAAAAUUUUCUGAAAAAAUAAAAGAUGAAGUAGCAUGUUCGAGUGAGAGCACCGAAUUUUUUAGUUAUAUUGUUAACGAGUUCAAAGAAUUCAAGCGAAAGCUCUGUUCCACACGAACAAUUUUCCAUGCUUGUAAGAAAAAUUCGAAGGAAACGGUCAAGUUUGAUAUGAUGGAAGAGUUGGUUAAUGAUCAAGAACAAGCUACACACAUCACCGAAGCCCAAGUCACCGAUCAGAUUAAUAAUGCACGAGGUAAAUUACUCCCAGGCAUAAUCCCACAUUCAGUAGUGACAAAAUUGAUCCGAAAUGACCAGAACAAAUGGAAAAGUGCAUCUCAAAGAUGCUUAGAUCAAGUACAUGGGAUCACGACAGAUUUAUUAAAACGGACAGUAGAUGAAAACUUUUCUAGAUUCCCGGUCUUGCAUGUGGAAACAAUGAUCCACGCGAAAAAAUUGCUCGAUAACUGCAAGAAAGAAACAACAAAAUAUAUUGAAUUCAUGUAUGAACAAGAACGAGAUAAUUAUCCAUUCACUUUGGACGAAUCAACAAUGCUAAUUAGAAAAGCGAAAUGUCUUCUGAAACUUAACGAAACUGUAGAACACGAAGGGAAGGAACCUAAAGACAGCUUGGAAGUUAUGGCCUCUGUUAUGGCAUAUCUUAAAGUAUCACUUAGCCGGUAUGCGGAUAAUGUUUCCAUGGUUAUUAAUCGCACUCUUGUUGAAAAAUUUGCAAAUAUAAUUGAAGAAAAUUUGGUCGAAAUAUUCAUUUCCAAUGGCGAUAAUUGUGACGUCAGCGAGCUACUUUUAGAGGAUAAGACCAUUCAUCGUCGUAGAGAAGAGCUUCGUAUAGAGGAAAAUAAUAUGAAAGAAAUGAUCGAUAGUCUUGUUAGGUUUGGUAUAAAGUAA
Molecule: messenger RNA, 1445 nt
Organism: Acaulospora morrowiae
Lineage: Eukaryota; Fungi; Glomeromycota; Glomeromycetes; Diversisporales; Acaulosporaceae
Source: the annotation of a GenBank genome assembly